ACAGUUCACACUCGGUUCAAGUAGUUAACUAAACCCAAAUAAUAUGUUUAAAGUAUCCCAACAGAAGUGAAUGUAAAACAGCAGGGGUAGAGAUGAGCCAAGUCAGACGUCUUCCACCGGGAUGGGACACCAAAUGCGAACCGAGGACUGGAAAAAGCUAUUUUGUGAAUUAUUUCACAAGACAUGUCACACUGGAGGAUCCGAGGAAUAAGGACCAAGGAGACGGACAAAAUCACCACCAUCACCUUCCACAAAUUCAGGAAAAUGUACGAGGAGGAAGGCACGUGCCGUUUAUGGGAGCAUCGGCCGUACAAUCCAAUACGCAGCACUCGCAACAGAUCAUCCUGGCAGAAACGGUCCAGAAAAUACGGUCCAUGUUUCCCACUGUUCCUGAGACACAUAUAAAAGCACUUCUACUUAAGUAAGUACCCUUCUGAGAUAUAAAUUUACUAUUUUACCACACAUUCUAGCACGUUCUCUUUACUGAACUUAGACGCUUCCAGAUGAU
This is a messenger RNA of Cimex lectularius (bed bug), 508 nucleotides long. RefSeq lists its product as uncharacterized. The record is from RefSeq and is a predicted model, not a curated record. The transcript has 3 exons. Gene Ontology annotation, molecular function: ubiquitin binding. NCBI's taxonomy places the organism in Eukaryota, Metazoa, Arthropoda, Insecta, Hemiptera, Cimicidae. The coding region runs from base 93 to 425 and encodes 110 amino acids.